AUGGAGGAGUGUCAGGCGCAGAACGUCAAUUUGUCGGAAAAGUUCUGUCCUGCGUAUUACGAUGGACUGCUUUGCUGGGACCCGACGCCAUGGAAUACAGUUGCCGUUCAAAAGUGCUUCAGCGAGUUUCAUGGCGUCGAGUACGACGACACACAGAAUGCAUCAAGGCUGUGUAUGGAAGGCGAAUGGCGGAAUUACUCUAACUAUGCCAACUGCACGGAGCGCAUCACCAACGUGUCGCCUACGGACGUCACAAGCCUCAUAUACCUCUCUGGCUACUCUAUCAGCCUAGCUGCGCUGUCGCUAGCCGUGUUUGUGUUCCUUUAUUUCAAAGACCUGAGAUGCUUAAGGAACACGAUACACACGAAUCUUAUGACAACUUACAUUCUAUCAGCUUGUAGUUGGAUUUUAAAUUUAGCUUUACAAAACUGGUCCGAUGAGGCCCAACAAGAUCAAACAUGGUGUAUGAUACUAGUUAUAUGUAUGCACUUUUUCUACCUCACCAAUUUCUUUUGGAUGCUUGUUGAAGGCCUCUACCUAUAUAUGUUAGUUGUGGAAACUUUCUCAGCUGAAAAUAUUAAACUGAAGGUGUACGCUACUAUAGGAUGGGGUGCCCCAGCUGUUUUUCUAAUAAUAUGGGUGAUAUCGAGGAGUUUCGUCAAUGUUGUUCCAUCCGGAUUUGGAGGUGAUGGGUUGGCCAUAGCGGGAGAAACCAAGAUGUGUAUUUGGAUGCAUGAGCACCAAGUUGACUGGAUACACAAAGCUCCGACUUUAGCGGGGCUAGCGUUAAAUCUAUUUUUCUUAAUUAGAAUUAUGUGGGUUUUAAUCACAAAACUUAGAUCGGCCAAUACAUUGGAAACGGAGCAGUAUCGGAAAGCGACCAAAGCGCUACUAGUCCUGAUUCCACUGCUGGGCAUCACAAACCUACUGGUGCUCUGCGGACCGAGCGACGAGUCUUGGUUCGCACACGCCUUUGACUAUCUUAGAGCUGUUAUGUUGUCUACACAGGGAUUCACAGUAGCGUUGUUUUACUGUUUUAUGAACACUGAGGUGCGUCACGCUAUCAGGUAUCACGUGCAGAGGUGGAAGACUGGAAGGACUAUCGGAAGAGGAAGACGAAGAGGAGCCUCUUACUCCAAGGACUGGUCGCCUAGAUCUAGAACUGAGAGCAUACGACUCACGGUAUGA
Molecule: messenger RNA, 1188 nt
Organism: Arctia plantaginis
Lineage: Eukaryota; Metazoa; Arthropoda; Insecta; Lepidoptera; Erebidae
Source: the annotation of a GenBank genome assembly